AUGUCCGAGCGCGAGACUAUCGUGGUUAUAGGCUCAGGUGUUGUCGGACUAUCGACGGCGCUAUGCAUCCAGCAACACCUUAAACCUUCCCAAUCCGUGCUUUUAGUAGCCAGAGACUUCCCGUCCGACACAUCCGUCAACUAUGCGUCACCGUGGGCCGGAGGACAUUAUCGUCCCGAACCCGGCUCCUCGCCACAGGCACUUCGAGAAGCAAAGCAGGCGCAACGAACCUAUGAAUUUUUCAAACGAAUCGCUGCCGAUGAGCCGGCAGCCGGUAUUCAGUUUCUCCAAGGCGUCGAGCAUCUCGAGGCUCCACCGCCGGAAUACCUCGAUCGCCAGAGUGUGCGCAAUGUCUAUUCCCAUCUAGAUGGGUUCCGGUACUUAUCGAGUGAUGAGAUGCCCGAUGGUGUGAAAUGGGGUGUUGAGUAUCGUACAUACGUCGUUAAUUCGCCCGUAUACUGUGCGCACAUGCUGCGAAAAUUCAUCUUGAAGGGCGGCAAUACAAAACGCUAUACCCUCGCGCAUUCGAAAGAGGCUUUCUCUCUAGCUGCGAAUGUCAGGACGGUGGUCAACUGCUCGGGUCUGGGCUUCGAGGAUCCGAAAUCAUUCAUUAUCAGAGGCCAAACAUGCCUCGUCCGCAACCCCGUAUCGGCAACUAUCACCCGCCAAAACACCGAUGGCUCCUGGUCCUUCUCUAUCCCGCGCCCGCUGGACGGAGGCACCGUCAUCGGCGGCACCAAGCAGCCACACGACUGGGACCCCAACCCGUCCCCAGCAACCAGGUCCCAGCUUCUCGCCAACGCAUCCAAGUGGUUCCCAUUUACCCCGGAGAGCGAGGGCAAAUUCGAUGUCAUCCAGGAUAUCGUAGGGCGACGGCCCGCCCGCGAAGGCGGCAUGCGCCUUGAAGUCGAGAAGCUGGGGAACGGCAAGCAAAUCGUGCAUUCCUAUGGAGCUGGUGGGCGGGGCUUUGAGCUCUCGCGGGGUGUCGCUGAGGAUACCGCUGCUCUGAUGCUGGAGAAUGGACUGUUGAGGGAGAAAGCGGUGUUGUAA
Molecule: messenger RNA, 1050 nt
Organism: Penicillium cinerascens
Lineage: Eukaryota; Fungi; Ascomycota; Eurotiomycetes; Eurotiales; Aspergillaceae
Product: FAD-dependent oxidoreductase
Exons: 3
Coding region: 1-1050 (349 amino acids)
Molecular function (GO): FAD binding; D-amino-acid oxidase activity
Source: RefSeq, a predicted model, not a curated record